UGUUGUCGGCACCGUGAAAACCAGAAAUUGGCUCCUGGCUUCGGAAAAACUUGUAAGCUCGUUUUUCAGUGGUACUUUUCCGUUUCAAUAUCUGAAUUUGCUCCCCUAUAUUCCACCGGCGGUCAGUUUUCCACAAUUUGCGGUCUACUGUAUUCUGUACGGUCUCUCUCUAAUUGUGUGGUUUUUUGUUUGGUUGAAAAUUUAGUCGGUGGCGUGGUGUUUGCGUUAUCGCCCUUGGUAUUGAUGUCCUCGCUAUGCAUUUGAUCAUCUUUCCUAUUAGAACAUGUCUCGGAACACCAAAAGCUGUGUGCUCUUUAAAAUGCCUAACCGAACCUUGUCAAGUUGUAUUUGACAUAAUGUAUGGUGAUGGGCUGGUGCUCGAGAAAGUAAUGGAACUCAUGAUGUUAACAACUGAGUUGAUUGGACCCUUUGCUUCACUUGGGAUCAACUGUCUGUGGACUAAUAGCCCCUUUGGCCCUUGUCCCCCGACGUUUGGAUAAGUUGGACUAGCUUGGCGACAACCCUGAUUCGAAUAUCCAUAGCAAGAAUAAGCCUGCGGUCUUACCAACGCUGGUGGUGAGGGGCCACUUCAAGUCGCCGAGGUCGGUUUUGGGCGCUUCAUUGUUUAUUUCAUGAGUUGCUAUGGGGUUUGUGGACAGUGUGGUGCAUGCAAAGUCAACAAGAGUGUGUAACUUGAGCAGUAGUAGCUAUUCAGAGGCGAGAUCAGGAAGAAAAAUGAUGGAAAAUGAUCACUUUCCUUCACACAUCAGUCUGCCCGUUUACAAGCAGAGAGGAGUUUCUGCUGUUCGAGAUUUCCCGCCAGGGUGUGGACGUUUUGCUACUGGUAGCAGUUUGAGACCAGACAAAGACGAGGCUCCUAACAAUACAGUUGAGAAUUUGGAGGGUACGUAUAAAGAUGGUAGUAUUCAACUAUCUGAAACCGGGUUUGGGACCCAGUCUACCUGUGCACAGAAAAGUUCAGUUUGUGUGGAAAUGCUUGGGCAACAAGAUACUUCGGAAUCUGAAUUUGAAAGGCUUAAGAGUUCAGCACAUCCCAAAUAUGGGCUUAUGUCAGUGGAUAUCAAGCAGAUGGAAGCAGUAGAUUUGUCAGAGGGGGUGGGAGCUUUGGAUAAUGCCAGACUGUUUACACCACUUGAAGCUUUUGAACAAGAAACAUGUGCCAUAGUAAACGAUUUCUGCCAGGUUGAUGAUGCUGCUCUGGAUGAAGAGUUGGUUCCACCAAGUGAUUUGGGAUUGUUGCCACUUCACAAUGAUUCCGCUGCUUACCCUAAUGGGAAUGAUCUGGAGAAAACUUUGGCUAGAAGUUAUCCUCCUCGAAGACGAGUUUCUGCUGUUAGAGACUUUCCUCCAAAUUGUGGAAGAAAUGUUCCAUUUCUUAACGAGGAAAAGCAUUUGGAAGUUCUAGAUUCUUCAGAACGCAAGUGUUUGGGACAAGAAAAGUUUAAUAGCGAAGACGAGCCACUGAAAGGGACAAUGCAGACUAAUGUGAAGGGAAUGGGAGUGGAUGUUGGCAGAGAAGAUGAUCAGACUAGCAAAUUGGAAGGAUAUAAGCCUAAAUCUGUCAGGGAUGAAGUUAAAGUUGAAUCUGAAGGGCGGCCUUCUAAAAGAAUAGGGAAGCAAGACAAAAUUAUUACGGCACUGGAGAAUAAAAAGCUCAAAACUGCUGUCAGAAUGGACAAGAGUGUUGCCGAAGGUCUGGGGAAAGACUCUGUUGGUUUCACAAAGGUGAAAACUGUUGACCAGAAUGUUGCUGAUUUGUCUGGAUCUGAGAAUCAUUUGCAAGAUGAAGAUUGUGAAGUUUUGAAAUUCUCGUCAGAAAUGGCUGCGUCAAAUUCUCCUUGCAGGCUGGUUAAAGGAUCCUCCAAAGCUAAUGUGGCUGGAGGUAUUGCUAAAAGUACAGGGAAGAAACAUCAUCCUUUAUUGCUAGAAAGGUAUAAGUCUGCUGUGAAGCCAAGGAAAGUUAAAGCAGAAAAAUCUGGAGGGACAUUUUCAAGGCGCAGGUCAUCUUCCACUCAAAAUGCUUUUCCAGCUAUGCAUCAACUAGUUGCCUCAGAUGUCAAAAAUUCUACACGGCAGGAUGAAGUGUCUCAUGUUAGUGCACAUAAUAUUGAUGUGAGCCUUCCUCCAUCCUGGCCCAUUGGUUUGAUUGGUAAAAGCAAUGAUAGUGAUGGGAAUGUCACUCGAAACAAGGUGAGAGAAACAUUGCGUCUGUUCCAAGCUCUCUGUCGGAAGCUCUUGCGGGAAGCUGAAGCAAAGCCAGCGGAUCGACACAGGAGGAUUGAUUGUCAAGCAGCGAAAAUUCUCAAGGACAAAAACAGAUAUAUUAACACAGAUAAAAUAAUUGGAUCUGUCCCUGGAGUUGAAGUUGGUGAUGAGUUUCAGUACAGGGUGGAGCUUAAUAUUAUUGGCAUGCAUCGCCUAACUCAAGGUGGCAUAGACUACAUGAAGCAUGGAGGAAUUUCUCUUGCUGUAAGUGUUGUAGCUUCUGGCGGCUAUGAUAAUGAGUUGGAUUCAGAUGUCUUAACUUAUACAGGCUCAGGAGGGAAUGUGGCAAAUGGUAGCAAUAAGGAACAUGUAGAUCAGAAGCUUGAAAGAGGGAAUCUUGCUUUGGCAAAUAGUAAGAAUGCACAGAAUCCCAUAAGGGUUAUCCGCGGUGAGGAUUGGGCCUUUGACACUUCAGAUGCAAGAGGUCGGACUUAUGUAUAUGAUGGGUUAUAUUUGGUGGAAGAUUAUUGGGAGCAAAUAGGCCCACAUGGUAGUAAGGUCUUUAAAUUUAGGUUAACACGUAUUCCAGGGCAGCCAGAGCUUGCAUGGAAAGAAGUUAAGCAGUCGAAAAAAUUAAAAGUACGCAAUGGUGUCUGUGUGGAUGAUAUUUCACAAGGGAAAGAGCCAAUUCCCAUAUCUGCUGUUAACACAAUAGAUGAUGAAAAGCCCCCAUCCUUCAAGUAUGUGACUGGCAUGAUAUAUCCAGAUUGGUACCACUCUCUUCCUCCCAAGGGAUGUGAUUGUUUGAAUGGAUGCUUAGAAGGGAAAUGUUCUUGUGUUGCCAAGAAUGGAGGUGAGAUCCCAUAUAACCACAAUGGUGCUAUAGUUGAAACAAAGCCCCUUGUCUAUGAGUGUGGUCCAUCUUGCAAGUGUCCACACUCUUGCUAUAAUAGAGUCAGCCAACUAGGUAUCAAAUUUCAGCUUGAAAUUUUUAAAACUGAAUCUCGGGGCUGGGGCUUGAGAUCUCUAGAUUUUAUUCAUUCAGGUAGUUUCAUAGGUGAGUAUGCGGGAGAGCUCCUUGAAGAGAAUGAAGCUGAAAAAAGAACUGGUAUGGAUGAGUAUCUGUUUGAUAUUGGGGACAACUACAAUGAUGGUGAUCUUUGGAAUGAACUUUCAACUAUGAUGCAUGAGACACAAUCAACUUCCCAUGAAGUUGUCGAAUGUGUUGGCUUCACCAUUGAUGCCGCAAGGUAUGGAAAUGUUGGGAGAUUCAUCAACCAUAGCUGUUCUCCUAAUCUUUAUGCCCAAAAUGUCCUCUAUGACCACGAGGACAAGAGGAUUCCCCACAUUAUGAUGUUUGCCGCCGAGAACAUUCCUCCACUGAAGGAGUUGACUUACCAUUACAAUUACAAGAUAGAUCAGGUUUAUGAUUCUGAUGGCAAUGUUAAGAAGAAGAGUUGUUACUGUGGCUCUUCAAAGUGCACAGGUCGGAUGUACUGAGGCAGGGAGAAGAUAACGUGUGAAUUUAUUUAAGCAUUGGUAAUUAUCACCACUGUAAGUUCAGCACUAGCAUUUCCGCAGUCAUGGAACUGCUAAAUUAUAUGCAUGUCUUGAUAUGUCUAUCUGUUGUAACAAGUUAAUUCUCUUGAAAUGCUUAAUGUGGUCUGAAUUUGCAUUGUCAAUCUACUCGUGCAGAUUGGUGCGCUUAUCAUCGCACAAUAACUAGCCCCCAUCCUAAAGGCUUUGUUAGAAUAUUUACGAGGUAUGGUAUGUAUAAAGGUGUGUGCUGUGUAUGGCAAGUGGUAUGGUAGUCUGUGUCGUAGCUAUGACUCAUGAGGUUACUUGUAACGGUAUGAAGUUCAUGUUAUAUAAAGGAGACUUACUCUCCUUCACAAAACACAACAAUCAAUAAUACGAAGACCUCUGUCCUGCUA
This is a messenger RNA of Tripterygium wilfordii, 4160 nucleotides long. RefSeq names its product histone-lysine N-methyltransferase, H3 lysine-9 specific SUVH6-like. NCBI's taxonomy places the organism in Eukaryota, Viridiplantae, Streptophyta, Magnoliopsida, Celastrales, Celastraceae. The coding region runs from base 643 to 3726 and encodes 1027 amino acids. Gene Ontology annotation, cellular component: nucleus. Gene Ontology annotation, molecular function: protein binding; histone methyltransferase activity; zinc ion binding. The record is from RefSeq and is a predicted model, not a curated record. The transcript is spliced from 3 exons.